Peromyscus eremicus (cactus mouse) is the source of this 4688-nucleotide messenger RNA. Its product is annotated as amine oxidase [flavin-containing] A. The transcript is spliced from 15 exons. The record is from RefSeq and is a predicted model, not a curated record. NCBI's taxonomy places the organism in Eukaryota, Metazoa, Chordata, Mammalia, Rodentia, Cricetidae. Bases 24 to 2780 code for a protein of 918 amino acids. Gene Ontology annotation, molecular function: oxidoreductase activity.
UGCGUCCCGCCAUUGUGAGAAUUAUGUCCGAAAAUAAGGCCGCCGGAAAUGAGGCGGCCUUCCCCUUAGGCGGCGGCAUGCGUGGCCGCGGUCGCGGUCGCGGCCGCGGCAGAAGGGGGCGUGAGGUAGAAUGGGCCCCCGAAACCGAGAUUGCCACUUCCCAGACCCCUGUGGGGAUGUACCAAGUAGACAGCGUCUCGAGCAGCUCUUACGAGUCCUCCCACUCUCAGUGGCAGACCGCCUCCCAACCCCAUUCACCUCCGAUAAGCGGGUCCACCCAGGAGCUGGUUGGUUCCUUUAUUUCCACCAACCUCUCUCAGCUCGAUGAUGAUUCUGGCCAGAGGAAUGACCCCAUCUCAAAGUCUUCUUCCUGGGAAUUAAACGCCCACAGCCAGAGCGGUCAGAUCCCCAUACCUCCCUCGGACUACUCCAUUCUUAGCUCUGUCUCCCAGCACUUAUCUGUAAUAGAAUCCAUCCCGGAUUCAUCCCAUUCUUUGGGGCAAAGGUCCUCGGUGAUUUCUGGGCAAGUGUCUUCUAUGAUUUCUAGGCCUGGCACUUCCCUAGAGUCAGAACUAGGGUCUAUCCCUGCCUCAGUGAUCAGCACUCCCCGAGGGUCGGUAGAUGAGCCCACUUUACCCGCAGUGUCUAACUACCCCUGGGGAUUGCCACUAGAAUACCCUACAAAUAGUGACACGUCCUUGUCUUCGUUGGAACUACCUGAACCUCAAGAAAAUACCCCACGGGUGUCGAUAGAAGACUCCCCCAUGCACAAUCUGUCCGUUUCUGCUUGGUUAUCCACAUCGUCACCUUCUGCACCCUAUUUCCAUUCCGGGCUGGCGGUACACAGACCUCGGGUGCUCGAUAGCCCAGUACCUACGUCCCCAACACCCCCACGGUAUAACCCCCGAGGUUUGACUCAAGGACCUUCUUCCCAUGCCCCUCCAGUGCCUGUACAAGAGCCAUCCCUGCCCGGUGUGCAGUGCUCUCCCAGGGUAUCUCAACCAGGAUCAGCUCCGCCCCUGAGCGCUUCUCUUGCACAAGGGCCCGCUCCGCCCUCAGGGCUGGGCUCCCCCUGGGUAUGGGUAGAAAGUUCGGCUCCGCCCCCAGACACCAGGCAAGGGGAGGUACAAGGGUCUGUUCCACCCUGGGCGGUCUCCCCUUUUAAACCCAAGUCUCCGAAGAAUCUCAUCCAAACCAUGAUGAAUCUGGAGAAACCUAAUAUCACAGGCCACAUGUUCGACGUAGUCGUGAUUGGAGGCGGCAUCUCAGGGUUGGCUGCUGCCAAACUCUUAUCUGAAUAUAAAAUUAAUGUCUUGGUUUUGGAAGCCCGUGAUAGAGUUGGAGGAAGAACAUAUACUGUGAGGAAUGGGCAUGUUAAAUGGGUAGAUGUUGGUGGAGCCUAUGUGGGACCAACCCAGAACAGAAUCUUACGCUUGUCUAAAGAGCUAGGCAUAGAGACUUAUAAGGUGAAUGUCAAUGAGCGUCUAGUUCAAUAUGUCAAGGGGAAAACUUACCCAUUUCGUGGUGCAUUUCCACCUGUGUGGAAUCCCUUGGCAUAUUUGGAUUAUAACAACCUGUGGAGGACAAUGGAUGAAAUGGGAAAAGAGAUCCCCACUGAUGCACCAUGGCAAGCACAACAUGCUGAGGAAUGGGACAAGAUGACCAUGAAAGAGCUCAUUGACAAAAUCUGCUGGACAAAAACUGCUAGAGAUUUUGCUUCUCUUUUUGUGAACAUCAAUGUGACUUCUGAGCCUCAUGAGGUAUCUGCCCUGUGGUUCUUGUGGUACGUGAAGCAGUGUGGUGGCACCACUCGGAUAUUCUCAGUCACCAAUGGAGGCCAGGAACGGAAAUUUGUAGGUGGAGCUGGCCAAGUAAGUGAAAAGAUGAUGGACCUCCUUGGGGAUAAAGUGAAGCUGAGCUCUCCUGUUACUUAUAUUGACCAAACAGAUGACAACAUCAUUGUAGAGACACUGAAUCAUGAACACUAUGAGUGUAAAUAUGUAAUUAGUGCCAUCCCACCGAAUUUGACUGUCAAGAUCCACUUCAAACCAGAGCUUCCACCUGAGAGAAACCAGUUAAUUCAGCGUCUUCCAAUGGGGGCUGUCAUCAAGUGCAUGGUGUAUUACAAGGAAGCCUUCUGGAAGAAAAAGGACUAUUGUGGAUGCAUGAUCAUUGAAGAUGAGGAAGCACCAAUUUCAAUCACUCUGGAUGACACUAAACCUGAUGGGUCACUGCCUGCCAUCAUGGGCUUCAUACUUGCUCGGAAAGCUGAUCGACUUGCUAAGCUAACUAAAGAAAUAAGGAAGACGAAAAUCUGUGAGCUCUAUGCCAAAGUUCUGGGAUCUGAAGAAGCUUUACAUCCAGUCCAUUAUGAAGAGAAGAACUGGUGUGAGGAACAGUACUCCGGGGGCUGCUACACAGCCUACUUCCCUCCCGGUAUCAUGACCCAGUAUGGAAGGGUGAUUCGCCAGCCAGUAGGCAGGAUUUACUUUGCAGGCACAGAGACAGCAACACAGUGGAGUGGCUACAUGGAAGGAGCAGUCCAAGCUGGAGAACGAGCAGCUAGAGAGGUCUUGAAUGCUCUAGGAAAGGUUGCCAAGAAAGACAUAUGGGUUCAAGAGCCUGACUCCAAGGAUGUUCCAGCAUUUGAAAUUACCCACACCUUCUUGGAGAGGAACCUGCCUUCCGUGCCUGGUCUACUAAAGAUCACCGGUUUUUCCACCUCUGUGGCUCUUCUCUGUUUUGUAUUGUGCAAGUUUAAACUGCUGCCACAGUCCUGAACUUUUUCACCCUUGGACCUCCUGCUUGAUCAUCCUUAGCACAAUCACCAUUAAAAGAAAAUGUGGAUGAAUUACAGCCCGUGCCAUUGGGCCAUUUAAGUGCACUUGAUUUAACCCUCCUCAGUUUAAUCUUAGUCUUUGUAAAGUGAUAACAAUCCCAAGAAUCACUUAGCUAAUUAUAGUAAGACCAAGUUUCAUCCUGUUUAUUAGACUAAUUCAUUUUGUUUGAUAAAAUGUAAUCCUAUGAAUGUUUAAUUUCAAAAAGGGGAAAUACUUGUGAGGAAUAAUUUCUGGGUUAUUUUUCUUGCCUUUAAUGCAAAAUAGUUGAUGGUUUCAGAAAUAAAACACUUGACUUACUGUAACUUUUGCAUAGCUACUCAGAUGUGCAGAGUAAAGUGGUGGCUGAAAUGUUCCUUAGGUGUCCUCACUGAGUAGUUCCAUGUGAGACAAACUACAAUAGGCACUUCCUUUUCUGGACUGUAUCUAAACACAAAUUAGCCCUUGUCAAUAACAUUUUGUGCUGAUUUAAGCAAAGUAGCACUUUUCCCUGUGGUCCCUGGCUGUCUGAUCAUAGAAUUAGAUCUCUAAGCCUACCUGUGUCUUCAAUAUGGUUAAAUAUUAGCAUGCCAUUUUCUCUCAAGUACCAAAGGACACAGGAAAUUUUCUCUAUGUCAUUUAUUGAGACAGUCAAAUACAGAAAUGAAAUUAGGGCUCAAUCUGAUAACAUUACUUGUUUUAAUUAUUAGGUUUUAUAACAGACAUUAAACUGAAUGAUUUUAUAUAUCCAGACUGAGUUCUCGAUCUUACAAGUAUUGUGGGCCUGGAAUGGUGCCUAUCUCUUCUCUUUCCCAUUUGAAAAACUGUCAAUUAAAAAAAAACUUUCCAAAGGUUUCAACCACAAAACACUUCCUUUUUUAAAAAAAUAUAUUUUUUAUUUAAGAAGAAUUAAAAUAUUGCCAGCACAUGCCAGCCAACCCAAGUUUAUUGCACUAGCUUUAUGCUAAAUGCAAACUUAAGCCUCUGGGUGCUGAUGUGAGGGCUUGAGGUCUUUAAAGUUUUGUCCAUUCUAAGAGCAGAGAUCUAGAUUUUCUGUCCUGUUUUAUCUUACAAUUCAAAAGCAUUUUAACAAACUUAAAAUAUUCAGUGAUAUCUUAGAUACUCUCCAGUACAGAAGAAGUUGCCUGGAUUCAUAUCGAACUGCAGUGAAAAUUCUCAUCACUAAUCUGUUAGAGUUGUGUGUAUUAACUUAAUGAUUAACUCAGACCUGACACACCUUGAGAAAUGAUUUAAAUAGCUGAACUGGCAAGGGUUCUAAUAGUAUUCCGAUUGUUAGCAUUGAACUAUUGAAUAUUGAAAAUCUGAGUUUGCAGUUUACCCUCUUCUGCCUCUUAAAAAUCCAAUUAAUCCAUCUUAAUGAUAUCCAUCCUAUUAAGCGAUGGCUUGGGUAUUAAAAUGAUUUCUAGUAUAUAUGUGCUUAGACAUGUAAAUGGGAGUUGAAAAACACCCUAUGUGAGGUUGUCUACCACAAAGAUAACAUAGGUCUUUUCUCUAAAACAGAGGAAAAAAAGUCAUUUUAAGAGGUUGAUAAUCCCCUUCACAGUUCUGCAGCCAGUUGGCCUUUCUCCAUAGUUAGGAUGAGAAUUAGAUUUAAGAAGUACACGUUUUUGUCACAGCUGUUAAAUAUGGUCUUGUAUUAUGAUGAAAAAAUUAAACUUUACUGAAGGACUGUGAACUACAUUUUGUUUGAUGGUUGUGAACUUGGUGCCUAAUGUUCCAUGUCCAAAGUUGACCCCAGUGCUACAUGUGGGUGUAUGUACUUGUAUAUGAUUUGCCACUGAAGUAAGAUUCUGUCUGUAUGGUACUGGGUUUUGUUGUUGUCAAUAAAAAUGUGAUGCCAACCUUCCUUCA